GUAAAAGCUAGCAACGAUUGUGAGAUGCUCAUUUCCCGAAAACCGACGGGAUAGGCGAUUUUUUAUUCAAUUUUCUGGAAUUCAGUUUCUAUAAAACUUACUCCACCUCAUCAUAUUACCAGAAACAAUAUUGUUUCACAAGGUAAUAGGUACUUGAUUUUGGUUCAUAAGGCCGAUUUUUGAUUUGUUGCAUCAUUAAUGUCUCUUUCCUGCUAAAAUUCACUAUUUUUAUCACGUGUUUCCCAAAAAAACUAUACAACAAUAAGUUAUACACCCCAUUACAUUAUCAAAUUUCAUACCUCACCUUCCUCUAGGGAUGAAAACAAAAUCCGAACCCACGGGUACCCACCCUACCCAACUCGGUCAACGCGGGUAAAAUCCGUGUUGACGGGUUUUGGGUCGGGUUUGGGUUUAAACCCGUUCAAUAUUCAUCGGGUUGGGUUGGAUUUGGGUUUAGGUAAACCCGACCCAUGGGUACCCGCCCACACCCAUAUAAUUAAUUUUCUCGAUAUAUUUAAUAUUCUAAACAACUUAUCUUAUUUAUGUUUGUGGAGACAUGUCUAAUUUUUUCUUUCUAAUUGUGUAGAAUGAAGUUGAUGUUAUCGAGUGGAGAGUGAAGAAACUUAAUUGAAAGGAAGAAGCUUUCAAUUAAUCAUUUUAUUUAUGGAUAAUUUGUUAUUUGCUUGAAUUUUCUAGAAUGGUAUUUUAUAUAUGGAUAAUUUGUAUUGAGAGAUUGAUAUUUGACUUUAAUUUUGAUAGCAACUUGUUAUUGUAAAUUUUUUAAGACAAAAACCUGUGGGUACCCAUGAAUCCACGGAUACCCAGGGGGUUGAGUUGGGUUUGAGUUUUUCAAACCCAGGGGAUUUUACCCCGAAUUUUUUUCACGGAUAAACCCAUGAAUUUGGAUUUGAAUUUGGCAAAACCCGACCCAACCCGACCCAUUGCCAUCCUACCUUCCUCCGACCAACUGGCCGGGGCCCACACUAGUUGCUAAUCAGAGAAAAUUUCUAACCGAAUUUGACCAAUUGCCUUUGUCUCACAAAAAAUGCAUUAUUUUUACAAUGCUAAUUUCAUUUCUUGUCGAUUAAAACGAUACAACACGAUACAAUUCAAAUUGCCUCGUCCGAUUUGUUGCAUCCUCAUUUGGUGUUUCCAAAUAAGGUCAUUAGACACGAUCGCUUCGUUUUAAAGCAAUUGGUCUAAUUGCAAGAUCCAAUUUCUUCAACUAAAACGAACCAUAUAUGUAGAUUCUAUUGAUAGAAGAUCCUUGUUUAUAUAUACGAAAAACAUUGCCAUAGAUGACUUUUUUGUCACUUGGUGCUAUUACAGCAACUCGACCUAAAACUUCCAGCUCGAAAACCAAUGGUAAUACCAAUAUAACUUGUAUUAUAACUGGUGUUCGCACUCUCCAAACAAAAUAUGUAAAAAUCAAUUGUAUCGCACUCGAAUACAACUUUAAAACAGAACGAUGAACAUAAUUUUACUAUUUAUUUGAUUUGAUUACGAAUUGUCCCCCAAUCACUGUCAAGCUCCCGUGAUCAACAAAAGAGUACUGAACAAUCUUACAAGAUUUCGUUUCAAUGGUUACCAAUUUGCCGAUUUAUUUUCCAUUGGGAGGCCGACUCUUCCGUUCGGAUCACGUAAUGAUCAUAAUAAGAAGCAACUUUACGGCUAAUUGCUUCAUAAUCUCUUUUUUCUUUGUUUUUGCUUGGCGCAUAUCCAGUCCAGCCUUGUGGUUUAGGUUACACGUAAAUCUUCUAAGGAUAGAGACAGAUUCCGGAUUUAUGAUGGGGAAAAAAAAACGUUCAUUCAUCCAAUCCUUUCUUUCAUAAGUUCAACUCUCAGCACGUGCUUUUUUUCUUCUUCUUCUUUGCUUUAUGGUGCUGUAGAGAAGUGAAGACAAAAUUUUCGUUAUAUUUUCUUUUUGGAAGAAAAAAGAGGUGCGAAGAAUAAGUUCUUGCCCGUUCGGUACUUUCGGUUGAUAUCUUGUUGGGCUUAAGAAGGGAAAAGGGCCGAACUGAUGAGACUCCGGGUGGAAUAUGGGCCUGACAUCAGAAAUGACGAGACUCCGGUGAAGUCUACACACUUCCCCUCUAGGCCUCUAGCUAUUGUUAGGCCCAUUUCGUUGCUUCCCAGAAAAUAAAGUUUCAGACUUGUAGGUAGGCCUGCAAACGAGCCGAGUCGAGUUUUUGCUUAGCUUGAGCUCGACUUGUUUAUAAAUUUUUUAGCUCGAGCUCGGCUCGAACUCAAAUUUUGAUUAUCCAGCUCGAGCUCGAGCUCGACUAGAUUAAAAAUAAUCCAACUCGAGCUCGGCUCGAUAGAGCUCGGUAAAUGCUCAUUAACACAACUUGUAAAGCUGAGUACAAGCUCGGCUCAAGAUAAGCUCGAUUUGAAACCAUUCUUGCUGAAAAAUGUGUACAAAUAACAACAUUAAAAAUUAAAAAUAAUAAAAAGAACACUAGAAACUAAAAAUAACAUCUAACUUCCAUACAAAUCCUUAUUAAAAAGAUAAUUUUCAUGUUCAGAAGAGUAAUUAAUCCUUCCACAAGAUUUAAACAAGCCAGCUCACGAGCUUAGCUCAACAAGCCACCGAGUCAAGCUAGCUCACCAGCUUAUCAAGCCGAGCAUGGCCUAGCUCAAGUUUGGCUCGUUUACUAACGAGUCGGCUCGCGAGCUGGCUUGUUAAACAACGAGAGCAGCUUGGCUCAUUUGCAGCACUACUUGUAGGAAGUUUAUUUAUGGAGUUAUACAUGGCAACGUGUACUGGCAAAAAUGGAAAACAAAUCUAGAAACCGUAAGUCCAGAGGAAGCAAAACCAACAAAAACCAAAACAAACGCGGGGAAGGUUACUGCACUAUGCAGCUGCGGCGCCAACUGGCCGCUGCACUACCCAUUAAUAGCUUACCCAACUGAAAACGCUUCUCUCCUUCACCAAAUUCCAAGAGAAGAACCCUCCUUCCUCUCCUUUCCCCAAUUCCAUCUGCUCGCAUUUUCGCCCGUUGCCAACAGAGCAACUGAAGAAGGGGGGAAAAAGGAAGAAAGAAGGUCAAAUUUGUUCAGCUACCCAUCACAGUGAUUUCCCUCAUUUUCCCGAUUCACUGGCGAAUUUUCUCACUGGGGUCCAUUGCUGUGUUUCCCGAGUCUCCAUUUCUGGUCUCGCAUUGCUGUAAAAGAGCUUGCUGCUUUGCGAAUUUGCAAACCUUUUCAUGGCCCUGAGAGCUGCGGAGUCCAUCUGGGUCGGCGCCCAGUUCAACUCUCGUCCAGAUUCUCCCGGGUCGCAUGCGAGACCCGGGCUCAUUGCCGUGGGUCGUGAUUCGGGGCCGGGUAGGCUGUUUAGGAAAUGGCAAUGCCGUUGGGCGUUGGUUCCUGCUCAGACAAGUGUCACUCCGGUCGAUGAUGAGAAACCUCUGACCCCUGAAGCAGCUAAACCUGUUGGGGCAACAACUCAUGGCCCCAAGGAGAUUGUGUCCAAGGGAUUUCACAGGGAUCUCAACUUUCUUCCCAGACCGUUAAGCGUAACGGACGAUUCAUCUGAUGAUGGCACAAAAGUGAGGGUUGCAUAUCAGGGGAUUCCGGGUGCAUAUAGUGAAGCUGCUGCACUAAAGGCAUACCCGGGUAGUGAAACAGUACCAUGUGAUCAGUUUGAAGUUGCCUUCAAGGCUGUAGAACUUUGGUUAGUGGAUAAAGCAGUCCUCCCCAUCGAGAACUCAGUUGGUGGAAGCAUCCAUCGUAACUAUGACUUGCUCCUUCGCCAUAGGCUUCAUAUAGUAGGAGAGAUACAGCUGGAAGUUAAUCAUUGCCUCUUGGCAUUGCCUGGUGUAAGGAAGGAGGAGCUCAAACGUGUACUAAGCCACCCCCAAGCACUCGCUCAGUGUGAGAUGACAUUGAGCAACUUAAAUAUUACUAGAGUCAAUGCUGAUGAUACUGCUGGUGCAGCUCAGAUAGUAGCUGCAAGUGGCCAAAGAGACACUGGGGCAGUUGCUAGUGCUCGAGCAGCUGAGAUCUAUGGUCUUGAUAUUGUAGCUAAAAAUGUUCAGGACGAUGAAAACAACAUUACUCGCUUCCUUAUACUCGCGAGAGAACCUAUCAUUGCUGGGAACGACAAGCCAUAUCGGACAAGCAUUGUUUUCACCCUUGAAGAAGGUCCAGGUGUGCUGUUCAAAGCACUGGCAGUGUUUGCUAUGAGGGGCAUCAGCUUGACAAAGAUAGAGAGCCGGCCACAGAGAAAGCGCCCAAUGAGAGUGGUCGAUGGUUCUAACAACGGCAGUGCCAAGUACUUCGACUACCUCUUUUACAUAGACUUCGCAGCUUCCAUGGCAGAACCACGUGCUCAGCGUGCUCUUGCAAACCUAGAGGAGUUUGCUAGAUUCCUUCGAGUUCUCGGUAGCUACCCAAUGGAUACCAUUCGAUAAGAUGAGCCCGCGGUGUGUUUUACUUGAGUAGCAAGACAGAAAGGAAAGCAGUUGGCUGAUAAGAAAAAGAAACAGUUGGGCAGUGGCGUAUGUUGUACAGACAUAUGAUAGAGAUAGGUAAGGCGCGCCAUCGAUGCACUGCUGAUGGUUGCCAACUUGUUGUAAAGGAGCCAGCGUUUUCCCCCCUUCAUUUCUGCUUUCCUUCUUUCUCAUUCAUUUUUGUUCUCCUUGCAUUGUUUACAAUAACGAUGCGAGCUGAGGGAAUUCCUUCUGUCAAUUCUGGAGAAUGUGUAUGUCUAUAACUUUCUAAGGAGUGUUGAACUUGAGUGAGAUUGCUGCAGUUUCCCUUAUUUGUCAAAGCUAACCACUUUCAUUUUUCCUUGCAUGAAGACUUUUGGAGAGGAGGGGGGAAUCAUUUUCGGGUUAUAUGGAGCUAAUGAAGGCUCAAUCAAUCGAAUAGUUGAAAGCUGCUACAGCAGUUCAAGCAAUAAGGUAAGUACAUAAAAAAGCACCCAGUCCACACAAGGAAACACACUACUGUUAGAAACUUUUUCUAACGGGUCUCUAGAUCAGAUCUAGAGAUUGAGAAUUUAGGGUUUAUAGAAUAGAAUUGGGGAUUUAGGGAUUUGAGGAGAAUUUGGAGAAGAAUUAUAGAGAAUCGGCCUAAUCCUUUAGAGGGAUUGAGGUUAAGAAUUGAGAGGAUAGGGAGAGGGAUUAAGGAGAUAAUUCUUUUAUUAAUUUCUGCUUAAUCUGACGAAUGACCCAAAGUACAUCCUCCAUUAAUAUAUUGUAGAGUUUUGUGUACUUUUCUCCAUUUCAAAUUUCCUGUAACGAGAGUGAAAGUAGGAAGGUCAUUUUUGUCUUUACACAUUUAUUAUUUAUUUCAUAUAAAAAUAGCAAUAUCAAGAUUUGAACCCGGGUCUCUUCAAACAAAGAUAACAAACACAACCAAUUACACUAAACAAAUUUAUUGCAUCCUUUUUUAUACAAAAAAUAGACAAAGUUAAUCUCUGAAAAUCAGGACUUUUUCAUCAUAAUUAGCAAGCUCACUAAGUCUACCGUAUGUAUUUUUAUCGAGCUUGAUACUUCUAUUUUCAUAGUAGAGUUUCAUGUAAUUUUCUCAAUUUUAAAUUCCCGCUCUCUCCUUAAUUUUUGCUAAAGGUAAAUGGGUAAUUGGCCAACAUGGAAGAAACUAAUUAUGUAACUACUGUUGUAUCCUUGCAUUUUUCAAUUUAAAUUUAAAUUUUGUGUUUUUUUUAUCUUUGUUCUUUUCUCUUUCUAACUUCCUCCGAAAUUUCAUCCAUCGUGCAAAGUUUGCGCCUUUCACUUCCCAGUACAAGACUGUUAUUGAAAAUCAAUCUUCAUGUAUCUCUUGGCACUACGGUUUUAUUGUUGGAGAUUUUAAGCUGGGCGAGUAGAAGAUUUCAACUCCGAUAUCAAUUCAUGGCGAAUAGAAUGGAGUUCAUCAAUAACUGAAGUUGUAGAAGAAAGAUUAGAAAUUGAA
Messenger RNA from Linum trigynum, 5916 nucleotides. The record is from the annotation of a GenBank genome assembly. Lineage: Eukaryota; Viridiplantae; Streptophyta; Magnoliopsida; Malpighiales; Linaceae.